Molecule: messenger RNA, 1982 nt
Organism: Helicoverpa zea (corn earworm)
Lineage: Eukaryota; Metazoa; Arthropoda; Insecta; Lepidoptera; Noctuidae
Exons: 1
Coding region: 633-1844 (403 amino acids)
Source: RefSeq, a predicted model, not a curated record
ACACGAAUUGUUGACUUGAACAGUUCUCUUUUAUUUUGCCUACAUCACUCCAAUACAUGGCGACCCUUAGCCAGCAGUUAAAAUUUUGCAACAUGUGUAAAAUACGAAAGUAGCUGAAUAAAUAUGAAGAAAUACAAUUACGAAGAAUAGAAGUUUGUGGCGACGAGAAAUAAGAAAGGCAAGAUUUUCAAACUACAGAAGAUUUUCAAGCUACAGAAGAUUUUCAAGCUACAGAAGAUUUUCGACUACAGAAAAAAAAAAAACUCUCACAGAAGAUUUGGACGAAGCGAUGAAAACAAUACAAGAAGACAGAAAAGGGUGUAGCUGCCGGGAGCCGGGAGAAUGCUCAAGCCUUAUGAUGAGAGGAUAUGCAGGGCGCCGGGAGAUAAAUUGUACGGGUCCAGUGAGGAGCAGCUGGGAGUCAGUUCGAGUCCAAUGCUGAGGAGUUUAUUCACCCGCGCUACGUGAGACGUCAUGACCUGCAUAUACGUUGACAGUAAAUACGUGCCUACUGCAAUGUAAGUUUUUCUCCACUUUUGUAUUUUUUUUUUGCGUUAUUUGUAUAAAGCGCUGUUUUAAAAUGUUAUUAUUAAGGUCAUGCAUAAGUACUUUAUAUUCAGUUUGAGGAAAUUAUGUCACAACAAUUGCGAGAUUUACAUGCUAAGUUAAAAUAUUUAAGAGAAUAUGUAAUAAAACUUGGUCCAAAUGGACGUACAGGAAAUUUAGGUUUUAAGAAACUAGAAGAAGCUGAAAAAGAAUAUAGUAAAUUGGAGUGUAUUUUGACUCAACUGAAUCAAGAAGUUAAAGAUCAGAAGCUAGAUAAAGAAUCUUGUGACAUUUGCCAAAUAUUGAUUGAUGAGAUACGACAUAAUUUUACGAAAAUAAAGAGCUUAUUUUCUUUGAGAGAUAGUAGUAGUCAAACUAAUGAUAGAGAUUUGAUAGAAUAUUCUAUCUGUGUUACAAAAAUGUCAGACUCAUUUGAUAUUAAAACUGCAAUUUCCCUGUUGCCGGUAAUGAAUGGCCAGGAGCAGGUGACAAACCAACUUAUCGAUGGUAUUCUUCUUUAUAGUUCGCUCAUCAAUGACGACAGUAGAAGUAAAUUAAUAGACUUCGUAUUAAAAACACGUCUCUCUCCUAGUGCAAAACUGCGCCUUAAAACUACGUAUGCUGACAUUGAAAGUUUGGUAGGAGAUAUUCGCUUUUAUUUGUUACCGAAAAAAUCGGCGGUAGCAUUACAAACCCAAUUAUUUAGAGCUACUCAAGGUCGCAGGACUAUAGAAAAAUUUGGAUCUGAGAUCGAGGAGUUGUUCGUAAAUUUGACGAUUGCUCAGGCUAACGAGAAGCGCGAUGCAUAUGAGGUAUUGCGUCCUCUCAAUGAAAGGACUGCAAUUAAAAGGUUUAGCGAUGGUUUGACCGACAAACGGCUCAGCACUAUCAUUGCCUCGCGACAGUUUGCGUCCUUAUCUGAAGCUAUUACAGCUGCAGUAGACGAGCAGUCUAUAUCUCUCCACCCACAAGAGCAGGUUAUGCAAUUUAGAGCCAACCACAAUGUUAAACGCGGAAACAGCAGAGGAUUCCGAGGCCGAGGAGAUAGGCAUUUUUAUAACACCAAGAAUAAUUAUAAUCGUAAUUAUAAUUGUUAUGAAAAUAGCACAGGUCAAGGAACUUCACAUAGCGUAAAUCGCGGCAAACACUCAGGCGGUCAGCGCCAGCGUCAGCAUUUUCGCGGCCGUCCGAUGCGUUAUCAGCGUGUUCAGCAUAACACGCAAGAGUCCAAUGGCCAAGACAACUUGCGCAAUGAUGUCGCAAAUAAUAAUGACAAUUUAGAGUUUUUUCGUACCUAAACAGUGUACUCAUUCUAUUUUUAGUUAUAACAAUUUUUGUGUAGUUAAUUGUCAACUUAACGAUAGUAAUAUUGAUCUUAGUUUGUUAAUCGAUAGUGGGGCUAGCUUAUGUGUACUGAAGUAUGAAUGGUUGUCGCG